AUGGAUAGCGAAGACUUUCAGAAAUUAAUUGACGAGAAAGUAAGGAAAGAAGGGGAAGAACAAGAAGGAGAAGAAACAAAUGGAGGAGAACGGAUAUCAGGUGAAGAAAUAGAAGGAAACGGAGGAAGUGGAGAAGGAAAAGGAGAGGACGUUCAGGAAGAAGAAUGUCAGCUGGAGGAAGGUGGUACAAGCAAAAUGGAUCCGGCUCAAAGCACGAGUAACUCACAAACCAUACCAACAGCGACCCGACAAUCCAAGAGGAAAGUUGGCCCACCGAAACCUUACCCACCAGCCCAAGCAGCAGCACUGAAGGCCAUUGGUCCGAUUCGAAUCAAGAAAGCAAGGGGUAGACCAUCAGCAGCCAGGACGACCGAAACAGUUGAUCCUAGCGAGCCAAAUCCAAAUAUUGGUAAACCGGCGCAGAACCCACCACUCAUAGGAAUGGCAGCUCUGAUCGAAAUGGCCAACACGAGUGGGACGACUACGAACCAACCCCCUGCACCACCUCUAGCACGUCAACAACCUCAACCCCACCCCCCACAACAAGCGCAAGUCGAACACCACAUCCAAGCGCCAAACGAUAACCACGGAGCUAGAGGAGAAGACGACGACGAGAGGAAUCUUGGGAGCCAAUGGCAGAAUCAGAUGGAAGUGUGGAACGACACGCGACUCCAAGAGAAUCCAAAUGCAGUCAGAGGAGUUGGGGGGAUUGUGCUGGGGGAAAGAGAAGAAGAACACCCCCCCCAAAAAUACCUGGAAGAUGAUACCAGGAAAGACUUCUUCCGUAAGGAAAUGCCUCGAAAGAGAUGGAAAUGA
Molecule: messenger RNA, 816 nt
Organism: Melampsora larici-populina 98AG31
Lineage: Eukaryota; Fungi; Basidiomycota; Pucciniomycetes; Pucciniales; Melampsoraceae
Exons: 2
Coding region: 1-816 (271 amino acids)
Source: RefSeq, a predicted model, not a curated record